AUGUUGCCGGCCGACGAUGCCACGAUCAGGGAAAAUUUGUCGGCUCGGUUACUCGCGUCAAAUAGCCACCGCGCCUCCAUUGAAGCCCGUCAGCCUUUGCAACGACAUACGGCCGAGAUUAUCGACGCAAAGCAGGGUCAAUUGCAUCUCUCCAAGUCAUUGACUCAUGGCCGAGGCAGGACUGAUGUUUGUUUGUGUUGA
Messenger RNA from Purpureocillium lilacinum, 201 nucleotides. The record is from RefSeq and is a predicted model, not a curated record. NCBI's taxonomy places the organism in Eukaryota, Fungi, Ascomycota, Sordariomycetes, Hypocreales, Ophiocordycipitaceae.